AUGACCGGCAAACAUCACCUGGAAGUGGCCGUGCCGCUGGACAGGACCAUCAGCCUAAACGUGCACAACCGGCAAGGUGGAGCAGCCGCAGCGUCCCGGUCACCGUCGUCGCUCAAGGACCGGUGGUACAGCUUCCGGCACCGGCCGGGCGGCGGCGGUGGCGACCAUCGACGGCGGUCCAACGUCGAGGAGUUCCUGUUCAUGGAGAGUCUACCGGACACGCCAGCCACCGACGAGCCGCCGUCCGCGGCCGAACAGGAGAUCGAACUGUCCAUAACCAUACGGAAGGACACCAUUAGGCGCGACCUGAUGGACUCAAUGCGCACGUGCAACGGGCGGCUGCAGCUCAUGGAACUUGUAGAGCUCGGCGAGUUCGACCCGGGUGGCGUGCAACCGCCACCCAACCAGAGCGAGCUGGACAGGCUGCUCUGCUGGGCCGUUUACAUCGGCGCGCCGGCCGAAUGCCUGGACACGCUGCACGAGUGCGGCGCCAACUUGCACUAUUCGCACUGCGGCAACAUCACGGCCGUUCAUUUGGCCGCCUUCAUGGGCAACGCCGACGCGCUCAGGUGGCUUAUAAAAAAAAAAUGUGACAUGGACACAAUUCAAAGUGGAUAUACACCAUUACAUUCAGCUGUUAUGGGCAACGCUUUAGAAACUACAAAAAUUCUGAUAGACCAGAGAUGUAAAGUAACUGACACAGUAUUACAUUGUGCAGUACAAGCCAAUGCUGUAGAAUGUGUCAAGUACUUACUAAACAUUGGUAUAGACCCCAACACUUUGGAUACCAAUGGGAAUACACCCCUUCAUUUAGCAGCAGACAAAGGAUAUACAGAAUGUCUAAAACUUCUUUUAGCUAGAAGUAAUAAAACAAUAAAUUUAAAUUCUAAAUCUAGGCAAUCGACGGCCUUGCAUAUGGCGGCUGAAAAUGGUUAUACAGAAUGUGUUCAAAUACUUUUACACACAGGGUCUAGUCAUAGUGCGGUAAACUAUAAGAAUCAAACUGCUUUACAUCUAGCUGCCAAAGCUCAAUGUGCCGAAUCUGUUGUUAUAUUAUUAGAAUUAGGAGCCGAAGUAAAUGCUUUAGAUAUCGACAAAAGGACAGCUUUGCAUUCUGCAGUUUGUAAAGCUUAUUUAUCAUUCCACGUGGUUGAAGUAUUGGUAAAAUGGGGCGCAAAUGUCAAUAUUAAAGAUAGAUAUGGGUACGCUCCUCUUCACAUAGCUGCUUUAAAUGAGUUAUCCCAAUGUGUCGAUUUUUUAAUCAUAAAAGGAGCUGACAUAAGUUCUAGAACGGUAGGCGGGAUGAGUGCUUUAAGCAUAAUAAACAGAAAAACACCCACAAGUAUAAAUACAAUCAAAAAAAAAUUUGACCAGGCAAUUACAUUAAAUGACCAAGCUUCCGCCAAAGAAGUUGAACUAAUAAUGGAUUUUCGAUACUUAUUACAAAAUCCUAGUCAAGGGGAAAUCAUUUUAUUACACACAUUGGAAGAAUGUGGUCAAAAGUCUAUGCUUGAACAUCCAUUAUGUAAAGCAUUUUUGUACUUAAAAUGGCAAAAAAUUCGUAGAUUUUAUUUUGUACGUCUGGUUUUUGAUGCAAUUUUUGUUUUACUCUUAACCACUUAUGUAAUGACAGCUUUAGCACAUGAUUGUUAUAAUAAGUCAAGAAACCUAACAGACAAACAAAAAAUAACUCAUAGUCAAGAACUAAACGAAUCGGAGAAUCAAAAUGCCUGUCGUUUAAAUGUGAAUGUAUAUUUUGAUUCACAAUUAAUAUCACACAUAAUUAUAGAAUUUGUUUGGUAUAUAUUGUUGGUAUUUACAAUCGUCAUAAUAAUCAGAAAAUUAAUUGGCACCACAGGAUUUACUUCAGUCAAACAAUAUUUUUUAAACAUUACUAACAUUGUUGAAUGGUUUGUGGUUGCAAGUGUUUUUUUAACAUCCUUUUUAUAUGGAAAUAAAACAUAUGACUGGCAAAACCCUAUUGGAGCAUUUUCCGUUUUGUUUGGAUGGUCAAAUUUAAUGGUGAUGAUUGGCCAGUUACCUAUAUUUGGAACAUAUAUUGCUAUGUUUACCAAAGUUCAAAAGGAAUUUGCUAAAUUGUUGCUAGCUUACUCAUGUUUGCUUAUAGGAUUUACAAUAAGUUUUUGCACACUAUUCCCUACAUCAGAUGAUUUUAAUAAUCCCUUAAUAGGUAUAGCAAAAGUUCUAGUAAUGAUGACAGGAGAACUUGACAUAGAUUUGCUAUUGAAAUCUGAAGAAUCUCCAAUUAUUUUUAAUGUUAGUGCUUAUAUAACUUUUAUACUGUUUAUUGUAUUUGUUACCGUUGUACUAAUGAACUUGCUAGUCGGAAUAGCAGUUCACGAUAUCCAAGGUUUGCACAAAACUGCAGACCUCUCAAAGCUUGUCAGACAAACUCAACUAAUUCACUCUCAAGAACAAGCAUUAUUUCAAGGUUGUUUACCUAGGCGUGUUAUAAAUUUUUUUAAUUGGAGCGCAAGAGUUACACCAUCAGCAUAUCGAGUGGUACUUUAUGUAAAACCUUUAAAUCCUACAGAAAAAAGAUUACCAAAAUACAUAAUGGAAGAUGCAUUGAAUAUAGCAAGACAACAACGAUUAAAUACAGUUGACUAUAAACAAGCUAUGUUAGAAAAUAAAAUGGAAAACAAGGCUUUAGUUGAAGAAAUUAAACAACUAAAAGAAAUUGUACAAAAUCAACAAGAUCUCUUAUUAAAGCUUAUUAAUAAAUCUUCAUAA
Macrosiphum euphorbiae (potato aphid) is the source of this 2754-nucleotide messenger RNA. NCBI's taxonomy places the organism in Eukaryota, Metazoa, Arthropoda, Insecta, Hemiptera, Aphididae. The record is from the annotation of a GenBank genome assembly.